Messenger RNA from Pelmatolapia mariae (spotted tilapia), 2207 nucleotides. RefSeq names its product N-terminal asparagine amidase (gene ntan1). Gene Ontology annotation, biological process: ubiquitin-dependent protein catabolic process. NCBI's taxonomy places the organism in Eukaryota, Metazoa, Chordata, Actinopteri, Cichliformes, Cichlidae. Bases 421 to 1344 code for a protein of 307 amino acids. The transcript has 10 exons. The record is from RefSeq and is a predicted model, not a curated record. Gene Ontology annotation, molecular function: protein-N-terminal asparagine amidohydrolase activity. Gene Ontology annotation, cellular component: nucleus.
UUACUACGUACGCAUAUUCACUAGCCGCAAUGGUGAAUAUGAUAAGUGUAAACAAUGCGCUUUUUAUCGCUGUGUGGCGUCAAAACCUUGGGCCCUAUUUCACGGUGAAAAGGCAAAGUGAGAUGAAGGGACCUUAAAAUGAUCGCCACAAAGAAGUUAAAAAAGCUCUGUGUUGACACAAAUCUCAUACUUUUAACGAAGAACAUAAGGAAUCUCUAACUCAGCAGUAGGGGGCGCUAAUGCUUCACCUGGUGCAUCCGACUGUGAAGCGACGAAGAAAAGUCUUCCAGGAAGUUCAAGCAGAUGGGUGGAACCAGUGGCUGUACUGAGUAAUGAAUUCAGUAUGUGAUAUUUAAAGAUAGUAAUAUGAAGUUUUUGCUCUUCGUGACAACCACUGUAAAGUUCACAUAGCCUGAAGAAAUGCCUUUGUUCAUUCAAAACAAACCGCUUGACCGCAUAAGAUCGACAGCGGACCUGUUCGACAAAAAUCCACAUUUACAGGAAAAGGCAAAAGCAUUUCGGUCUAAGCCGCUUGUUGAUGUUGAUCCAAAGUGCCUCCUGUAUGUCCAUCAGAGGGAGUUUGCUGCAACAACACCAGCAGACAAAUGCGUUUCAGUCAUUGGAUCUGAUGAUGCCACAACCUGCCAUUUGGUUGUGCUGCGGCACACUGGAAGUGGAGCAGUUUGCCUAGGUCAUUGUGACGGUUCCAGCACUUGGUCUGAAGUACCACUCCUCGUGAAAGCGGUGACAUCACUGAGUGAUGCUUGUAAGGAGGGCAGACUUGAGCUCCAUCUUGUCGGGGGAUUCAAUGACGACUCAAAAACAUCCCAUAACCUCAGCCUUGAUAUACUGGCAGCGUUCCAGGUACAGAAGGAGGCUAUUCAUCUGGAAACAUGCUGCAUCACAGAAAUGAACGAUGUGGUUGUUAAUGGAACUCACAGACCUGUAGUAUAUGGAAUUGGUGUAGAUGUUAAAACAGGGGACGUUUACCCUGCCUCCUUCCCUCAUAAAGGGCCUGCAGAGGAGCUGCGAUCAGCACGGACCUUCACUGGAGGAGAGAUGGUUAACAUAUAUGACUCGAGUCGGGGACUUUUUCAAAUUGGCCCGUGCACAUGGUCUCAGAAUCUGGAUAUUGCCUUCUGGUUGUCACAGAAUGACGACACAAUUUUAAAGUACCUGUCCACCUCUCCGAGGGCUGAGCCACCGCACUUUGUCCAGCAUAUGAAGUCCACUAUUCAAUUCCUUUUAGACCACCCCAACUCUGAAAGCCUGUUUCCAGGGGGUCAACCACAGUUCUACCACAGGACAGAGACUGGGGACUGGGAGAGGGUUGUCCAGUCAUAGUGUCCAACUCUUUUCUUGCUGAACCUUAACCCAGUAGCUGACUUUUUUUGUCUCUCAGCUCAGUGGGAUGCACUGUGACCCUCUCACCUAAUUUCUGUUCUGUGUUUAUUGUGUCUUAAAAUGGAGUUUACUUUACUUGAACAUGUAUUUGUUGAAUUGCUUUCCUGACUCAUCUGGCUGGUCCAGUGGAAUGAGUAGAGGCAGUGUCUUUGUUCGUGCCUCUAAUAGUUUUUCUCACUUUCAGGACUUCAUAUGAAGUGUGCUGUACUGCAGCAAGUUCAGGAUGAGGUCCUACUGCUUCUCUGUUUUCCCUUUUUAAAGGAAAUCAUUUACAGUUUGUCUCACCAGGUGUCCAAGUGCUGACCUUUUCCACAUCAUGGGUUCAGUAUUAGUCAAGUGUUAGAAUCAGCUUCAGAUGUGACACAGAUCUGAUUGAUUACGUCCUUUCCCAAAGCCAGAAGACAGUAGACAUAUAAAAGUUAAGAAAUCAGUGUGCAGCAACAAUUUCUAUCAUGUAUUUUGAUGAACAAUUAAAUUCUUCAUUGUGUAAUAGUUAAAGUUUAUUUUUUGACUAAAAACACAUCUACCAUGUAAAAGAUAUUUUAUCAUAAACUAUAUUCUUUUGCAGACCUGGCUAAGAAUGUGUUUGUUUUACAAACUGCAUGUGUACAUGUGUAUGGUAAUCUGCAGUGUGGAUGUUAUGGAUUGUUUUUUAAUUAAAGAAAAUGCGGUUUUACUAGUUUUGCCUAAUAAAAAUUAAAUUCAUGGCCUUUUCAUCAGUUGUGUUUUAAGGUGCUUGUUAAAUUCAGUGUAAAUUGUUGGAACUUGUGAACAUACUGUAUUUGUUGAGAAAUAAAUGUGAA